This is a messenger RNA of Salvia hispanica, 1104 nucleotides long. Its product is annotated as F-box protein At3g07870-like. The record is from RefSeq and is a predicted model, not a curated record. NCBI's taxonomy places the organism in Eukaryota, Viridiplantae, Streptophyta, Magnoliopsida, Lamiales, Lamiaceae. Gene Ontology annotation, molecular function: protein binding.
AUGGGUGAAGAUUUCUUCAAAUAUCUUCCAUCAGAAGUCGUAUUAGAUAUCCUCUCAAGAGUCCCCACUCUAGAUGUUAUGGCGUGCAAGUGUGUUUGUAAGCCAUGGCUCGGUCUGCUCGCUACUCCUGAAUUUGUGAAUGCACACAUAUCGAGAUCAGUCCCGGGGUUUGCAGUUGAAACACAACCACGGUCAUUCAAAAUGGUUGAAAUUGUGGAAGAGCUUGAUGAGGAGCAAGAGUGGGACGUGACCUUCAGCUUCGAACUCCCUUUCGAUGAAAUGAUUCACAGUUCAGUCAAUGGUUUGUUCUUUCUAAAAGACUUUGCUUUUGGUGAUCUUAUCCUGUGCAAUCCGAUCACAUCUGACUAUAUCAUGCUCCCUUGUCCACGACAAACCACCCCAGAUGUCCAGAUUGACAUGGAGAAUUUUGGAUUUGGAGUGAGCAGAAUGACCGGCCAAUAUAAGGUGGUCAGGAUUUUCGUUGAAAAAUCAUCGGAGGAGGAGUGCAAUUAUGAGUGCCAAGUAUACACUGUUGGAACUGGAUCGUGGAGAAAAGUUCCCUUUGGUGACUCGCUCAGGUUAUGUGAAGAUGUUGGAGGGGUACUUGUGAAUGGGAAUCUUCAUUGGACCGUCGAGGAAACAAGAAGAGGCUCUGGUGAAUGGAUUUGUUGCUUUGAUCUUGAAACGGAACUUUUUAGCACCUUCCCCGCACCUCCUCUUCCUAGUAGUACAGGUGUUUACUCCAGUAGGUCACUCUGUGUUUUGCGGGAUUGCCUUUGUGUAACCGAUAUUUCAACCACUGAUGGGUGCAUUAUAAUCUGGUUGAUGGAGGAAUACGAGCACAGUUGGACAAAGAUAUUUGUCAUCCCUGAUGUUGAUAGGCUUCCUGAUGUUGAUGUUUGGCCGAUUAGAAUUUUCGAAAAUGGCGACGUCUUGAUGGAAUGCAAGGAUGGCACGCUAUUCUGCUAUUCCAUUGAAACGAAAACUUUUGACUACGACAUUGUGUCUCAAGAGGAUCGUGCACCGUUCCCCUCUACAUUCGUGUAUGCCCCGAGCUUUGUCUCUCUCAAGAGUUUUGCUAUGGAGAAUGCAUGCUCAUUUUGA